GGCCCUCCCAGCGCUCAGUCACCCGCUCCCGCGCUACAGGGGCUCUGAGGGCGAAGCGGAAGCCCAUCCAACCCACAGCCAGAGACCCGUCUGCAAGCACCUACUAGGUGCCACGCCCCAACCCGGGUCCUGGGACCCGGCUGAGCUCCCAGCCCCGGGGGCGGCGGCUGGAGGUGCCAAGUGCUCCCCAAAUACAAAGUCGGGAGCGCGGGGCGCGCUGCGAACGUGCCACGGAGGAGUGAGGUCACCGCUUGGUGGCCCAGUUUAGCUCGGUCUUGUUGCUCGCUCUUUGAUUCGUCGUUAAAUAAGAAUGCAAAGCCCAGACAAUGCGUAAGAGCAAGUACCUUCUCCAUGUUAAAACAGUUACAGAUGUUAUUAUAAAUAAUAGCCAAGACUCACUGGGCGUGUCCCACGUGCCAGAGGCCGUUGCGUUGUAUCUUUUUCACCCUCCGCGCCACCCCUCCGCGUAGCUGCUGUGUUAACCUCGUUUUACAGAGAAAACCGAGGCACAGGAGGACUGGGGAACCUGACGAAGAGGAGGGAACUUUCCGCAGCUCCAUCCGCCGUCUGUCCAGCCGCAGGCGGUAGAGACACCUGGCGCCAUGGAAUCCAGCCAGGAUGCCCCUGGCACCUGAUGCCCCGCCCACCGCCCGCGCACCCGCUGCCACCUGGACUGCUCCACUUCCUAGCCCAGACCCCACCGACGCCUCUGCCGCCCCGACUUCCAAUAAAACGUGUUUUCUCUCCUGACAGCAUUUUGUGGAUACAUCAGUCCAUCGGUCUUCCAGCUGCCGCAGCCGUGCCUUCAGCGCUUCGGCAUCCAGCCUCCCCUGCUCCAGCCCGGCAUGGCGACCCCAACCCAGGCCCCCACCAAGGUUCCUCAGGAACCUGACCCAUUUCACUAUGACUAUGACACUGUGCAAACCGUGGGCAUGACUCUGGCCACCAUAUUGUUCCUGCUGGGCAUCCUCAUCAUCAUCAGCAAGAAGGUGAAGUGCAGGAAGGCGGACUCCAGGUCUGAGAGCCCAACAUGCAAGUCCUGUAAGUCGGAGCUUCCCUCCUCAGGUGAGGGUGAGAAAGUGUGUGGUUCUGGGAGGAGGACAGGUGGGAGCAGGAAAGGGGUCAUUAAAAGGGGAGUUGCACUGUAUGUCCCUAAGAAUGGGGCUACCAACCCAAUGGGUGGACAUGAGAGAUUCAGUAGGAGCUGAGAUCCUGCAGCUCAAAAUGUUAAACCGUGGCUCGUCAGUGGGAUGUCAAAUGUCCUAGCGUCCACUAAGCCUCCAGACACAAGGACACAAGCUUAUAGAAGCAAGGAUGAGCUAAUUCCCCCGAGUAGAAAGCCAGAAGCCUGGGAAGAGAGGGGGGGCCCACAUGGGAAAGGACUUCCGCAGUCAGAAUAAGACAGAGUUGAGUCCUAGAGAAGCAGAAAGCAGAUGUUUUCCAGACUUAAUUGUUCAAUUUGGAAGAUCUAGAAUGAAAUGCAGGAGAGAAGAGAAGGAACUGAGGAAGAAAUGGGUGAAGGAAGGGCUUUUGAAUAAUGGUAUCAAAAUAACAAAAGGAGAGAGGUAUGGAAUGCAGAUUUUUAAAAACUGAUGUAAGUAGCAUGAAACAAUGGAAAGGGAUAAAGAGC
This is a messenger RNA of Myotis lucifugus (little brown bat), 1630 nucleotides long. RefSeq names its product FXYD domain-containing ion transport regulator 7. Gene Ontology annotation, cellular component: membrane. Gene Ontology annotation, biological process: regulation of sodium ion transmembrane transporter activity; monoatomic ion transport. Gene Ontology annotation, molecular function: sodium channel regulator activity. The coding region runs from base 846 to 1208 and encodes 120 amino acids. The transcript has 9 exons. Lineage: Eukaryota; Metazoa; Chordata; Mammalia; Chiroptera; Vespertilionidae. The record is from RefSeq and is a predicted model, not a curated record.